UAUCUGUGUGGUCACGUGGGUCCGUCUCUAUGCCCUUAUGUGGGAAGGCGGAAGGCGCGCACCUGUGAGCUGACGUCACGACCCCAACGUACCUGCAGCCACUCAUCUCUUUGAGCAACGACCAAAGCCCUCUGCGCUAACCGAACUCUUUCAGAAGUCAACUGAAACUACUCUCCGGAGACACGGACGCUCGUUGGACUCGAACACUUGGAUAUACUUUCAUUUUGUCGUCGGCGUCGCUAGCGGUAGAGCAUUUUGGGGAUCGGUAAGAAGAUGGGGACCGCCUGGUUCGCGGUGUGGGGGACUUUCUUCGUCCUGCUUCUGGCUCCAGUUUGGUGUGAGGAGCAAUCCUGUGUUCCCGGAUUUGGGUCAGACAUGAAGGUUUUCAAAGUGAGCAGACCACAACUAGGACCGGGUACACGGCUGGGAAAAGUGGACUUCACAGAAUGUUCGGAGCGCAGCAGGUUUCCUUUCUCCAGUGAUGACUCUCGUUUCGCGGUCCAGACUGACGGGGUUGUGGUGGUAAAAAGACAGUUUGUUCUUCAUGGCAAACUUGAUUUCUUGAUCCACACGUGGGACUCGCAAGGGCGCAAGGUGACUCUUCCUGUCAGGGUAGUGCAUCAACGAGACCACCAUGUUGCAGAGAGCGCAGAUGAUCCCGACGUGCCUGUUUUGCGUUUUUCAAGAGCUGGCACCGGCUUGAAGAGGAGAAAGAGAGACUGGGUUAUUCCCGACAUCAAUGUUGCAGAGAACGACAGAGGUCCUUACCCGCUCAAAGUAUCCCAGAUUCGGUCCAACGAAGACAAACUGAAGAAGAUUUUCUACAGCAUCACCGGUCCGGGAGCCGAUCAGCCUCCCGUGGGACUUUUUAACAUGGACAGAGACACCGGAAACCUUUACCUCACGGAACCACUGGACAGAGAGAAGCAGGACAAGUACCUGUUCCAAGCACACGCUGUGGCAGACGGGUCUGGGAAUGCCGAGGAGCCCAUGGAGAUCGUCGUGAACGUCAUUGAUCAGAAUGACAACAAACCCGCAUUUGAAAAAGACACGUUCCGCGGGGAAGUGGCUGAGGCGUCACCAAAAGGUUUCGAGGUGAUUAAGGUGGUUGCCACGGAUGCGGACCAGCCCAACACCGACAACUCGGACAUCCGUUACCGCAUUAUCAGUCAAGACCCCGAGCUGCCCAGAGCUGGUCUGUUUGACAUAAACCCGGUGACCGGAGCCAUCAGAAUCAACGCGGGGGGCUUAGACCGAGAGAAAUAUCCAAAGUACACACUGGUGGUGGAGGCAGCCGACAUGGUGGGUGAGGGCUUGACCGGGAAGGCCAACGUCAUCCUCACUGUGACAGACAGCAAUGACAACGCUCCAGUGUUUACUCAGAACUCUUACGAAGCAUCCAUAGCGGAAAACAAAGUGGACGCUGCUGUCAUUCGGAUGUCUGUGACGGACGGAGACGAGCCACAUUCUCCAGCCUGGAAUGCAAAGUUCAAGAUUGUUGACGGCGAUCCCGGAAAUUUUUUCUCUGUGGAAACGGGAGCCAACAAGAAUGAGGGAAUCAUCAAAACUGUCAAGGGUCUGGACUUUGAGAAGAGCGCCAAGCACACUUUGCUGGUCGCCGUGGAGAACGAAGUCCCGUUCGCUACCCCCUUGCCCACCGCCACCGCCACCGUGGUGGUGAACGUCAUCGACGUCAACGAAGCCCCGGUCUUUGAGCCGGUGCAGAAACUUGUGUCUAAACGCGAGGACCUUGCCGUUGACGCCGACGUGGUGCAGUACACCGCCUCGGACCCCGACAUUGCACGCAAGCAGUCGGUCAUGUAUAAAAUCAUCAGCGACCCGGCAGGCUGGUUGAAUGUGGCCAAACUCACGGGCGUGAUCACGGUGAAGAGUCCCAUGGACCGAGAAGCCGUCUUUGUCAAGGACAACAAAUACACCGCUCUCAUCGGCGCGUACGACAACGAUGAAGUCCCAGCCACUGGAACCGGUACGCUGAUAAUCCUCCUCGAGGACGUCAACGACAACGCACCCACAAUUGAGGAGCGUUCCAUCACGGUGUGCAACAAAGAGUCGGCCCCUCAGUUGCUGUCUGUAACGGAUAAAGACGGACCUGGUUUUGCCGGACCAUACAGAGUCUCCUUGGAGGGCAUGUCCAAAAACAACUGGACGGCAAGAAUGAAUGAUUCUAAAACGGGCAUCAUCUUGAAUUUGGCCACCGAGUUGGCGAGCGGGGAGUACACCGUGGUUCUCCGUGUGGCCGACAACCAGGGCCUCCAGCAGGACAGCACCGUUCAGGCCAAAGUGUGCGACUGCACCGGGGAAGAGGUGGUCUGCAAGGGCCGCGUGGCGGGCGGCACGGACUUGCCGGUUAUACUGGGAAUACUGGGAGGAAUCCUCCUGCUUCUCUUGCUGCUGCUCCUGCUGCUGAUGUUUGCGAGACGCAGAAGGGGAGAGCAAAAGGAGCCUCUGCUGCAGGACGACGAUAUCCGAGACAACAUCUACUACUAUGACGAAGAGGGCGGUGGAGAGGAUGAUCAGGACUAUGAUCUCAGCGUCCUCCACCAAGGCCUGGACAACCGUCCCGAGGUGUUCAGGAACGACGUGGUGCCCAACUUCCUGCCAGCCCCGCAGUACCGACCUCGUCCCGCCAACCCGGAGGAAAUCGGCAACUUCAUUGAUGACAACCUGAAGGCGGCCGACAACGACCCGACGGCGCCCCCCUACGACACCCUGCUGGUGUUUGACUACGAGGGCGGGGGCUCCGACGCGGGAAGCCUGUCCACCCUCAACUCGUCCAGCAGCGGAGACCAGGACUAUGACUGUCUGAGCGAGUGGGGACCUCGCUUCAAAAAGCUGGCGGACAUGUACGGGGGGGGGGAGGAGGACGACAUGCUGUAAAAACGUCGGAGCCAACCAACGCCUGGCCUCAAAUUGGGGGGGGGGGGAUUUGCAUCGGCAAAUGAUUUGCACACCGCAGCCGUGUUAGCAUCCACUGCUCAACAGCUCAGUUUUUCCCCAACUUUCAUUUUGGUAUUCGCCCGUUUAAGUGCUUGAGGUUUGAAUUCUCUUUUUGUAAAAAUGCUUUUAGUUGAGCUUUUAGCCGACGCUCUUCUGGUUCUUCUGGAUAUUUUUGCAUGUUUACUGAUGCAACAUAUUUUUUUUUAUGUAAUCCCACUGACGGUAGAUGUUUGAAUAAAGUACUCCACUUCUAACGCCCUGUGGAUAACUACUUGAACAGCGGAACCCGUUUAUGUCGACGCCCCUCCAACUUAGGUCAACUUAAGCCGCUAAGAUGACCUCACAGAAAGCUUGUACAUUUUACUUGGAACUUUGUCCGGUUGACAUGUUAAGGAGAAUGGAUGAUGAUGAUGAUGAUAAAGGACUUUUUCUUUGUUCA
Molecule: messenger RNA, 3397 nt
Organism: Doryrhamphus excisus (bluestripe pipefish)
Lineage: Eukaryota; Metazoa; Chordata; Actinopteri; Syngnathiformes; Syngnathidae
Product: cadherin-1
Biological process (GO): multicellular organism development; cell-cell junction assembly; homophilic cell-cell adhesion
Cellular component (GO): plasma membrane; cytoplasm; adherens junction
Molecular function (GO): cadherin binding; beta-catenin binding; calcium ion binding
Source: RefSeq, a predicted model, not a curated record